AAUUGAAAUAUUCAAAACCACACCAUCUAAAUUUCCAGUCAUUGCCAGUUAAUUAUCAUUAUUAUUAUUCCUCUCCUUUUUAAAGUUGAAAAGGCCUCCCCAAAAAUGAUUGAAUAACACCAUAAUUGCCCCACAUCACUUUGAAGUUUGAAGUUUGAACACACCACAAACAAUUAAAACUGUAGACCCGUUAUUUUAUUUUUACUUUUUUUUUUCUCAAUAUCCAAUCUUCCUUUUUUCGUUUGUUUAAUUUCCCCUUUGCAAAAAUUGCAAUAAAUGCCUAAUUUUGCACUUAAUUCAUCCAUUUUCCCAAAAUGAAAUUCAAUUUCCUCCAUAAUUACAGUCUUUUUUCGGUCGCAAUAAUAAUAAUCAUCGUCCCUUUCCCCGCCGCCUCCGCCGGCGCCCGGUGCAACCACACGUGCGCCGGCCGCACCGUCCCCUUCCCCUUCGGCUUCUCCGCCGCCUGCCCGAUCCGCCUCGACUGCGCCCCCGGCGGCGCCGUCCUCGCCGCCGGCCUCCCCGUCCAGUCCAUCGACGGCGACACCCUCUCGCUCGGCCUCCGGGCGGCCUGCCGCCGCCCCGUCGAGGCGCUCCGCCGCCUCUUCACCGAAAAUUUCGCCCCGACGGCGACAAACGCGAUGCUCCUCCGCGAAUGCCGGAACCGGACCACCGGCGCCGAUUGCUUCAUGCCGCGGACGGCGGUGCAGACGCACUUCGAGCUGGCGGACUGCGACGGUCCCGCCGUCGCCUGCUACGCGGAGGCGCCGAACCGGACGGCGUUCAUGGACUACCGGAGGAUGACCAGGAGCGGGUGCCGGUGGCUCUUCUCGGCGAUCUCGAUGAAUGCGCUGGCGAACGACUCGUCGGUGUCGCUGGACGUGGAGGUGGUGAGGGUCGGGUGGUGGUUGCGCGGCGGCUGCCGGUGCUCGGAACACGGGAGGUGCGUCCACGUGUCGCCGCCGGAGGAGGGGAAUGGGGCGGCGUACAGGUGCGAGUGUUUGGAAGGGUUCACCGGCGAUGGGUUCCGCGACGGCUUGGGCUGCCGGCAAGCAUCGCUAGCAUGCGACCCGCCUAAGUACUUAUCGGGCCAAUGCGGAGGAACAAAACGAGUCGGCAUUUUGAUCGGAGCUGCAGCCGUUGGCGCCUUCUUCAUGGUGAUGCUCGGCCUAAUCGUCUGCCUCGUCCGAAACAAAUCCAAGCUGACGGCGACCCGAAGCAGAAGAGUCCCCCGCCGCCGGGACCCGCACGAGACCUCCGGUAUCACAAUCCCGAUCUACCCCUACACGGAGAUCGAGAAAGCCACCGACUUCUUCUCCGAGAAAAGGAGGCUCGGGUGCGGGGCCUACGGCACCGUCUACUCGGGAAGAAUCAACGACGAGUGGGUCGCGGUCAAACGGAUCCAGCGCAGGUACCCGUCGUGCACCGAGCAGGUCCUGAACGAGAUCCGUCUGAUCUCGUCCGUGAGCCACCCGAACCUCGUCCGCCUCCUCGGGUGCUCCCUCGACCGCGACGACGAGCACGCCCUCGUCUACGAGUUCAUGCCCAACGGGACCCUCGCCGAGCACCUCCUGGCCAGGCUGGGCCGGGCCCCGCUUCCGUGGCCCGUCCGCCUCACCAUCGCAGCCGAGACGGCCUCCGCCGUGGCCCACCUCCAUGGCGCGGGCCCGAGGCCCAUCUACCACCGGGACAUCAAGUCGAGCAACAUACUCCUCGACGCGCGGUUCGGGUCCAAGGUGGCCGACUUCGGGCUCUCGAGGCCCGGGCCAGGCGGCGAGCUGUCGUCGGCGACGUCCCACGUGUCGACCGCGCCGCAGGGGACGCCGGGCUACGUGGACCCGCAGUACCACACGAGCUUCCGGAUGUCGGACAGGAGCGACGUGUACAGCUUCGGGGUGGUCCUCGCGGAGAUUAUCACGGGGAUGCAGGCGGUGGAUCUCGAGCGCCCGAUGGAGGAGGCGAACCUGGCGACGCUGGCGGCCGACAGGAUCGGGAAGGGUCGGUUGGACGAGAUAUUGGACCCGGCUCUCAAGGAAGAGAUGGCGACUGCGGAGGCGGACAGUGUCGCGUGGACCCGGGAGUCGGUGGGCCGGGUGGCGGAGCUCGCGUUUCGGUGCCUGGCGUGGAACGGGGAAGCGAGGCCGCCGAUGGGUGAGGUGGCGAAGGAGCUCGAGGGGAUUAGGGUAAGUAGAUGGAUAGCUUCACAUGUGGGCCCCACCACGACGAUGGCGGCCCGUCUCUCGUUGUCGUCGGAUACGAGCGAGAGACCGUUGAACUCGACGGCGGGAGAUGAGGAUGGGGGCGGGGGUGCGUUUUUCGGGAGCGAGAAUUCAGGGGACGACACGUGGCGGAGCGAGGGGAGCUCGUCGAGUAGUUUGUUGAAUCGGCAGGCCGUCGAGAAAAUUAAUGAUAGGUCAAUCUAG
This is a messenger RNA of Striga asiatica, 2420 nucleotides long. The record is from the annotation of a GenBank genome assembly. NCBI's taxonomy places the organism in Eukaryota, Viridiplantae, Streptophyta, Magnoliopsida, Lamiales, Orobanchaceae.